AUGGCCCCGCAGAGAUCUGUGAGGCUGUCCCUCAAGAAGCCCACCUAUGCCGUGUGUGUGGUGGGAGUUGAGACAUCUGUGGACGUUCACAGUGCUGUGCCCAAGGGGGCCGAGACCUUCGGCGUCUCUGGAAGCCCUGGAGUGGAGGUCUUCGUGGUCUACGACCCAGCUCGGGUGACGGGGCCUACAGGCAAGUCCCGCUGGCCCCUGGAUGUCAGUGUGGAGGUGACCGUAUCCGUGGAUGCAGCCAGUAAGGACUUAAAUGAUCUCAAGGUGAAGGUGUCCUACUUUGGGCAGCAUCAGGAUGGGGCCCUAGGCCACAGCGUGCUCUAUCUCACCGGUGUCGACAUCUCCCUCGAUGUCGACACGCAUCGCACGGGCAAGGUGAAGAGGAGCCACGGCGACAAGAAAACCUGGCGCUGGGGCCCCGAGGGCUAUGGGGCUGUCCUGUUGGUGAACUGUGACCGGGACAGUAUCACGUCCAGAGGGCCUGACCUUACCAACAGCCAGCUGGCAUCACUGGACGACCUACAGGACAUGUCCCCCAUGGUGCUGAGCUGUGAUGGCCCAGACAGGCUCUUCGACAACCACAAGCUGGUCCUGAAUGUGCCCUUCUCGGAUUCCAAACGAGUGGGGGUCUUCUGUUCUAGGGGCGGGCAUUCCCUCGAGCACUACAAGCAGGUGCUGGGACCUCAGCGCCUGUCCUACGAAGUUGAGCGGCAGCAGGGGGAGCAGAAAAUCAGCUUCUUUGUGGAGGGACUCACCUUCCCUGACACUGAUUUCUUGGGGCUGGUCUCCCUUAGUGUCAGCCUGGUGGACACGGGGACCCUGCCUGAGGUGCCCCUCUUCACAGACACCGUGGCCUUCCGCAUGGCCCCCUGGAUCAUGACCCCCAACACCCAGCCCCCCCUGGAGCUGUAUGCGUGCAGUGUGGUAGACUCUCAUGGCCCAAAUAAGAAAUUUCUGGAAGACAUGUUGGACCUAGCAUUGAAAACCAACUGCAAGCUGAUCGUCUGUCCUCAGAUUGAAAAUAGAAAUGACCGCUGGAUCCAGGACGAGAUGGAGUUUGGCUACACUGAGGCCCCUCACAAGUCCUUCCCAGUGGUCUUUGACUCUCCCCGAAACAGAGGUCUGAAGCAUUUCCCCUAUAAGCGGAUCCUGGGUCCUGACUUCGGAUAUGUAACCCGGGAGAUCCUGUUCGCUGGCGCCUCCAGCCUUGACUCCUUCGGCAACCUGGACGUCAGCCCCCCCGUGACAGUGGGCGGCAAGGAAUAUCCCCUGGGCCGGAUCCUCAUCGGCAGCAGCUUCCCCAAGUCCGGUGGGAGGCGGAUGGCCAAGGUGGUCCGGGACUUCCUGCAGGCCCAGCAGGUGCAGGCACCUGUGGAGCUCUACUCUGAUUGGCUCUCCGUGGGCCACGUGGAUGAGUUCCUGAGCUUUGUGCCCACCUCUGAUCAAAAGGGUUUCCGGCUGCUCCUGGCGAGCCCUAGCGCUUGCCUCAGACUGUUCCAAGAGAAGGAAGAGGAGGGGUAUGGGGAUGCCGCCCAGUUUGAUGGGUUAAGUUACCAGGCGAAUAGAAGCAUUAAUGAGAUGCUGGCCGACCGUCGUCUCAGGAGCGACAGUCUCUAUGUACAGAAAUGCAUCGACUGGAACCGAGAGGUGCUGAAGCGGGAGCUGGGCCUGACUGAGCGGGACAUCAUCGAUAUCCCCCAGCUCUUCUCCCUGAAGGGCUCCUAUGCAGAAGCCUUCUUCCCUGACAUGGUCAAUAUGGUGGUCUUAGGCAAGCACCUGGGCAUCCCCAAGCCCUUCGGACCCAUCAUCAACGGCCGCUGCUGCCUGGAGGAGAAGGUACGCGCCCUGCUGGAGCCGCUGGGCCUGCACUGCACCUUCAUCGACGACUAUCUGUCCUACCACGAGCUGCUUGGGGAGAUCCACUGCGGCACCAACGUGCGCCGGCAGCCCUUCUCCUUCAAGUGGUGGCACAUGGUGCCCUGAGCCUGCCUCCGCCCGCCAUCCCCUCCGCCCACCUGCCAGGGAGCCACGCCAGGGUGACGGCGAAGACCCUCCACCCAGCCUCCGGCCUCUGAGGGGAGCCCGUGGCGCUUCUUCCCGAGUGCUUGCAAACGUGCUGGCCACCGCGGGCCCGGGGAUAUGGGGAUAUGACCGUGGACACCACACACACACACACCUCCCUCUGGAGGGGCCUCCCCGGCCCAGGGAGGACUGUCCUCAUUCCUCUCUCCGCCUUCCUGAUCUACCACUCCUAGAGGUUCUAGAAAAGAGCAAUGGCCUUAAUGUGUUCACAGCCGGCUGUGCCUGGUCACUCUAAGUAGCUCCCCAUCCGUUCUGCUGUUCCUCUCGUGUCGGCACCAGGAAGGGGUCCCAGAGGGCCUGGGCUCUGGGGUGGGGGCCUGGGCCGCAGGCAUCCGUGGUUCUUGUACGAGCAGGAGCAGGGAGGUGAGACACCGUCUUUUCUCUACCAGCUGUCCUGGGACCUCCUGGGAUCUCUCAGCCAUGUUUAUAGAGACAAAUAAGGACAGGAAAACCCGGCAUCUGAGGGCCUGUUUAAAAAAGAAAAGGCAACAAAACCCCUUUAAUACCUGACUCUGUCCUUAGAAGGGUGCUUGUUACCUGGUUAGAAAGCCUUUAAUUACGAGUGCUGGCUGCUUCCGGCCCCCAAACACUGUGAGGCUGGAGAGAGGCCUCAGGGGACACACAGAGGCAAGCUGGCAGGAGGCCAGGGUGGCAGAGGAGGCCGACGCCUGAGGAUGAGCCGCGGGGCCUGGUCCCCACUUCGGAUUUUGGACUCUGGAUGCAAAACGGGGGGUGCUGACCGUUCCAGAUGUCACAGGGGGCAGGGGCCCCGAUGUUAA
Messenger RNA from Enhydra lutris kenyoni (northern sea otter), 2870 nucleotides. Its product is annotated as peptidyl arginine deiminase 1. The record is from RefSeq and is a predicted model, not a curated record. NCBI's taxonomy places the organism in Eukaryota, Metazoa, Chordata, Mammalia, Carnivora, Mustelidae. The transcript has 16 exons. Bases 1 to 1992 code for a protein of 663 amino acids. Gene Ontology annotation, molecular function: protein-arginine deiminase activity; calcium ion binding. Gene Ontology annotation, cellular component: cytoplasm.